AUGCUGCUGCUCUCCAGCAGCAGCAGCAGCAGCAGCAACAGCAGCAGCAGCAGCAGCAGCAGCAGCAGCAGCAGCAGCAAGUUUCUAAGAGACGCUUCCUUGAGGGACCUGGGCGGUCUGUGCAUCGGCCUGCAGCGCGCAGCAGAGUCGAAGGCCAGGGGGCCCCUGCUGCUGCUGCAGCAGCAGGGAGAGGGGGCCCCCCAAGAACGCCAGCUGUAUAAGCUGCUGCUGAGGAGACACCUGAAGGAGACAGCUGCGCUAUUGGGUGCAGACGCACAACAACGCAUCAGGGUACUGCAGCAGCAGCAGCAGCAGCAGCAGCAGCAGCAGCAGCAGAAGCAGCAGCAGCAGGAACCCCAGCAACAACAACAGCAACAACGACAGCAGCAGCAGCAGCAGCAGCUACAGCAGCAGAAGCAGCAACAGCAGCAGCUGUUGCAGCACCAAGAGCUGCAUACCAACAAGCGGGAUUCGAGCGACAGACUGAAGCAGCAGCAGCAGCAGCAGCAGCAGCAGCAGCAGCAGGAGCAGCAGCAGCAGCAAAGGUUUAUGGCUGCUGCAGUCUUGCAACUGCAGCAACAACCAGAGCUGCAAAAACAACAACAGCAGCAGAAACAGCAGCAACAGCAGCAGCAACAGCAGCAGCAGCAGCAACAGCAGCAGCAGCAGCAGCAGCAGCAUUACGCACAAGAACGGAUCAGGGUACUGCAGCAGCAGCAGCAGCAGCAGCAGGAAUCCCAGCAGCAACAACAGCAACAACGACAGCAGCAGCAGCAGCAGCAGCUACAGCAACAGCAGCAGCAACAGCAGCAGCUGUUGCAGCACCAAGAGCUGCAUACCAACAAGCGGGACUGGAGCGACAGACUGAAGCAGCAGCAGCAGCAACAGCAGCAGCAGCAGCAGCAGCAAAGGUUUAUGGCUGCUGCAGUCUUGGUGUGGCGGUCUGUAUGUGAUGAGUUGAUGCGGCGGCUAGAGAGGGGGGGCCCCCCGGCGCUUGCGUUUGGGGGCCCCCCUAGAAAGGAAAGUUAUGUGGUGGGGGGGGGCCCCCAAGAGGGUACUGCUGUCUCUCUGCGUGAUGUGUGGGCCCUCAGCUGCUGCCUCAGCAGUGUCUCUCAUCUGUCUCCUCCUCUCUUCAGGGGCCUUGCUGCUGCUGCGCUGCUGCUCGCCCCCACUUGCAGCAGCAAACCACUGCAGCAGCAGACACGCCAGCAGCAGCAGCAGCAGCAGCAGCAGCAGCAGCAACUGCAGCAGCAACUGCCGAAGCAACAGAAACAACAACAGCAGCAACAACAACAACAACAGCAACUGCAGCAACAACCAGAGCUGCAAAAACAACAACAGCAGCAGAAACAGCAGCAAGAGCAGCAGCAACAACAGCAGCAGCAGCAGCAGCAGCAGCAGCAGCUGCAGCAGCAGCAUUGUGCUGUGGCUAGCAGAUGGGGGCAGCUCAGGGGGGCCCUCCAGAAGGAGACACCAAGAACCCUAUUAGAGAAGAGAGACUACAUUGUGGUGUAUAAGCCCCCCCACUGGCUCACGAACACCCAGCAGACGUCUGCAGGGGCCCCCGGGGCCCCCGGGGCCUCUGGGGGCCCCUAUGGGUUUGAGACACCGGCGUGGGUAUCUUGGGGGCCCCCCCAGGGGGCCCCCCCUUCCUCUUCACUGUCUCCUUUCAGCAGCAGAGAAGGAGACAACUGUCUCCUUUUGAGUGAGGCCCUACUAAGAAGCAGCAGACCUGAGCCCCUCCAUCUAUUCCUAAAGGCUAGGGUUCAAGAGGGGGCCCUCCCCUUGCUGCCUGGGGGCCCCCCUCCCCCCCUGGGGGCCCCCCAGCAACAGGGGCCCCUCUGCUCUCUCCCGGGCCCCAACCAUACGGUGCGGCGUGGCGGCCCCCAGGAGGGGGGCCCCCACGUUCUAGGGGCCCCCAGGGGGGCCCCUGGUGAGGGGGGCCCCCACGUUCUAGGGGCCCCCAGGGGGGCCCCUGGUGAGGGGGGCCCCCCGCAUGACGUGGGUCCUUAUGAAGAAUUCCUUGCAGUGCUCUCCGACUCAUCUUUGGCCUGCGGCUGUACCCACAGACUCGACUGCGAAACAAGCGGCAAGCAGCAGCAGCAGCAGCAGGCGCAGCAGCAGCAGCAGGCGCAGCAGCAGCAGGGGCAGCAGCAGGAGCAGGAGCAGCAGCAGCCGGAGGAGGAGGAGCAGCGGCAGCAGCAGGAGCAGAAGCAGGAGCAGCAGCAGCAGGAGCAGCAGCGGGAGGAGGAGGAGGAGCAGCAGCAGCAGCAGCAGAAAAGACCUUGGGGGGGCCUCAGGCUGCUGCGGGGCCCCCAGGGCUUCAUCGGUCGAGUGUAUAGUCUCCUUUUAGUGAAACUGCUGACGGGGCGCACUCAUCAGAUACGCGUUCAUCUUGCUGCUCUCGGCCACCCCCUUGCUGCUGACUACAAAUACCAACCAGCCUACUCCUGCAGCUGGCUGCUGUGCCUCAUUGUUAUCUGCAGCAGCAGCAGCAGCAGCAGCAGAAGUGGUAGUAGUAGUAGUAGUAGUAGCAGGAGUAGCAGUGAAGGGUAG
This is a messenger RNA of Eimeria mitis, 2556 nucleotides long. RefSeq lists its product as uncharacterized. Gene Ontology annotation, molecular function: RNA binding; pseudouridine synthase activity; DNA-directed DNA polymerase activity. Lineage: Eukaryota; Apicomplexa; Conoidasida; Eucoccidiorida; Eimeriidae. Gene Ontology annotation, biological process: error-prone translesion synthesis; pseudouridine synthesis. Bases 1 to 2556 code for a protein of 851 amino acids. Gene Ontology annotation, cellular component: nucleus. The transcript is spliced from 9 exons. The record is from RefSeq and is a predicted model, not a curated record.